Messenger RNA from Salarias fasciatus (jewelled blenny), 3502 nucleotides. RefSeq names its product ST6 beta-galactosamide alpha-2,6-sialyltranferase 1 (gene st6gal1). The transcript has 10 exons. Gene Ontology annotation, cellular component: Golgi apparatus. The record is from RefSeq and is a predicted model, not a curated record. The coding region runs from base 502 to 1992 and encodes 496 amino acids. Gene Ontology annotation, biological process: sialylation. Gene Ontology annotation, molecular function: beta-galactoside alpha-2,6-sialyltransferase activity. Lineage: Eukaryota; Metazoa; Chordata; Actinopteri; Blenniiformes; Blenniidae.
CUGGUAUGGAGGAGAGACGAGGAGCUUCAGGGAUCUGCAGUCAGGACCUUCCACAAUAAAUCAUUCUUCUCAUCAACUAACCACCCCUGUUCACUAUUAACCCUGACGAUGGCCACCCUUUCUAACCCUCACCAUCACUAACCAGCCUGGAGGUGGACGGGGACGCGCUUGGUCCGCGGAGGCGAGCUUUAAUGUGCUGCAGCGGGACUGGGGGAGGAGCAGCCGCAGCAGAGCGGAGCGGAGCGGAGGAGAGGAGCGGAGAGGAGAGGAGCACGCCGGACUCCGGACUCCCGCUUCUCCCAGAUGCUCAGGGACACGCACGGAGGCCGCGGAGCGGACGCACGGAGCGCGGCAUCGCAGAGGGAACAUGGCGGCUCGGAUCCGGAGAGGAGCAUCACCUAACACAGAGGGAGGAUGGCCCAUGUGAAGACAGCAGCCCGUUUCUAGGCAACAGCUUCAGCAACACUAAGUGUGUGGACAGACACACACUCAGUUAUCGCCAUGGCCUACAAGAUCCCUGGGGCGGCCAUGGACAGAGUCAGCCUGCUGUGGCGUCUGAGGCGCCGUGCUCGCCGCGGGGCGCUCUGCAUGGCCUUCUUCUGCAUCUCCAUGGCUCUGCUCUACGCGCUCUGUGCUGAGAACAGCGUGCCUGUCACAGAUGCCAUCUUUGGCAUUCGAGCUCGGACCCGAGCUCAACCACGCACUCACUCCGUCAUAAAGGUGCUGCGAGGAGGAGCGAAGCCCGUGUAUGUGGACCCUCAGAAGCUCCCGGGGGUCAUCCCGGGCGACCCUCGCCGGCCCAUUCCUGUCCUCUCCUCCCCAAACCACACACAUGAAGACAGCCACUUCCCUACCAAGAGGAAGCGGGAGCCUUUAGGAUUCUUUGCCCGGCUGCUGCCACGGCCCUUGACUCGUGCCCUGGAGACCCUGUUCGGGGGACGGCGGCGAGGGGAGCUGAGCGGUCGAGGCGGCGACGCAGAGUUCUUUGGACCUCACGGGCUGCUAGGAGAGGUGUGGAAUGACGAAAUGUCCAGCAGCAUGCUGGGAAGCAGGCUGAAGAAGGUUGUGCAAAAUUAUCAGGCAAUGAACAAAUAUGGCGUGGAGGCAGGGGGUCCCGGCGGCGUCUCCAGCCGGCCCAAGCUGACCAGCCUCCAACUCCUCUGCCAGUUCAAGGACAGAGUGGAUAAAGUGUCAACUCUGACCUCUGACCUGCAGCCCUUUUCAGCGCUGCCCUGGGCUGUCCAGCUGCCCCCCGACCCACUGACCUCUGACCUUGGGCCAUUCGGGAGCUGUGCAGUGGUGUCGUCGGCCGGCUCGCUGCGAUACUCUGGCCUGGGGAAAGAGAUUGACUCCCAUGAUGCUGUGCUGCGCUUCAAUGCUGCACCUACUGCUGGAUACGAGAAGGAUGUGGGGUCUAAAACCACCAUCCGCCUCAUCAACUCUCAGGUGAUGGCAUCUGAUGACCACCGCUUCCUGUCCAGUUCGCUGUACAGCUCAGGUGUUCUGGUGGCCUGGGACCCCGCCCCCUACUCCGCUGACCUCAUGCAGUGGUACAACCGGACAGAUUACCCCAUCUUCACCCAGUACCAGAGGUACCGGAGGCUCCACCCACUGCAGCCCUUCUACAUUCUUCACCCACACUUCCAAUGGCAGGUUUGGCAACGAAUCCAGGACAACAUGGCUGAGCCCAUUCAGAAGAACCCGCCCUCCUCUGGCCUGCUUGGCACCAUCCUGAUGAUGUCUCUGUGUGAGGUGGUACACGUGUACGAGUUCCUGCCGUCCCGCCGUAAGACCGAGCUCUGCCACUACUACCAGCGCUUCUACGACGCGGCGUGCACGCUGGGCGCGUAUCACCCACUGCUGUACGAGAAGAACCUGGUGAAGCGCAUGAACCAGGGCUCUGACCGGGACAUCUACACGCAUGGACGUGUCACGCUGCCUGGGUUCACCCAGCUCAACUGCACCCAGUCAGGUGGAGGAGUGCCUGACUGAACACACGCACACACACACACACACACACACACACACACACACACACACACACACACACAGACAAACCCUGCAUGAGGACAGACAAAGGCAUGAAAACUCCAAAGUCACUGCCAAAGGAAAUCCCUCAGUGAACACCUGAAGUCAUCCAGACAUGUUGAAUGCGCGUAUCCGGACACGUAAACACACCCGCAUGCAUGCACAUGCAUGCACACACACAGUCGGCUCAUUCCUGUGCCUGCUACAUAUCCUCAUUGCCCCAAACUCCUGGAAAGACCCAGCCGCCUUUUGCUAAACAUUGCUACGUACAAAUGGCUAAGUAGCCUGGCUAGUUUAAAAUUAGAAGCAGUCAAUUCUGCGCUGACUUUUUUCUCCGUCACAUGUAGCGGCAGCAUCUACCAACAUAUGAAUUCAUAUUCGUUACUACAGUAUAGGAGCAUGACGUUUUGGUCAGACUUUAGCUGUAGCUGGCUAGCUGGUAAGACAGCUAGCUAUAAUUAGCCACAUUGCAGUCAGUGCAGUCUGUUUUUUUACAUGCUGUCAGUUCUAUUUUAGACGACAUAAUGUCAAAACAGUUUCACAGUGGCGCCUCUGACUUUAUUCAUUUGAACAUCAAAGUCCAUCUAUAUUUUAAAUUUCUUUCACUUGUUUACUGCUGUAAAAGCUACUUCACUGAGGUGCUGAGCUCAGUGAGGUUUUACCCUGACCCUUGAGUAAUGAACUAAACAACAUUCAGUCAAAAUAUUUGGUAUGCUCACUUUUUGUCAGUAUUGGCUAUGCUUGCUAUGUUCCUCAUCCCAACAUUGACCUUGUUCCAUGUAAUUUGUGAGGCAUACUUGAUCAAUGUUUGUUUUUCACUUCGUAACUUCAGUGUUUUAUGUUGUAAUUUCUUAUUCAAGACUUCUAAAUGUGUCACUUGUAUUUCAAAAUGACAACUUUUUUCAGGUUUUACUCAUGUUAGUUUUUGAUGUCAUGUUAUUAUUUAGCACAUUUUUUGUGUUAGAAUAUUCCAGAGUAUGAAUGACAUUAUGAAAACAUCCAGUUGAAAGUGGGAUGCGCCACAUGCUGUAAACAUUUGAGGUUAAAAAACAUGCUAGUAUUCAAUCUGGAGCUGGUUGGAAGCCGUCAUAAGGUUUCUUCUUCAUAAUGAUUCCAGUUUAUUGUUUCUCCAGCCGAACACUCGAGGAAUUGAUGUCAUUGUUUGUUUAGAGAAAAACUCUAUGCAGCUGCAUGUAAAGCCUUCACACCUUCCUGUUAUUUUAUGCAUUUUUUAAACAAGCUCUCCUACAAAAAACCUUUGGAAUUUGGAUAGUAGUCAAGUUUUCUCUGUUAUUUCUUUGCGAUUUUCCUUCUUUCUUGUCAUGUAAACAUGCAGACUUCCUUUUUCAGAAUGACAUUUUCUAACCGUUUCAGACUGACAUGAUGUAAUUCUGUAUAACAAUUGUCCAUUAUCAGUAGUGAUUGCCGAACUGAAGUCUACAACCCACAGUAGGGACUGCAGAUCAACUUGAAA